AGAAAAGAGAUUCACUGUGCAAAUAUCGGUGGUUACGGGCCCACCUCGCAGCAAAAACCAUCAAGCAACCAAUGCGGUUUCAGGUAAGAUUGAUGAAAUGCAGAACACUCAAGUGUUUUCUACGCAUUCGAAAUUCUAUAUUUUUCAGAGUUUUCUACUCUCCCUCUCUUAAGCUUAUUUCACUUUUUCUACAUCUUCACCCACCCCCCACAGCAUGACUAACAGUACGGAUGCAUGGGAUGAAUAUACAUACCAAACUCCCGUCUUUCGAUUCGCAUAUCAUCAGUUCCUUUCCUUGAAAAAGGUCAACAUCGCUUUAUCGAUCUUGUCCGUGGUCGGUUCAGCAUUGAUUAUUGUCGCUUUUCUGUAUCUAUUCUUUCGCGAACGAAAACGAACGAACCGCAUCUCACUACGGUGCGUCUUUUUCUGUGCCAUAGCAGACACGUUGAAUGCAAUGCUGGAUAUUGUCAUCAUCAACUACCGUGGCAACACCGAGAUUUGCCGUACCAGCGGCGUAAUCAUUAUCUUCACCAAGAUUAUCAGUGCAGCACUCCUUGCGAUCGUUGGUAUCAACUUUGUCCUCAUCUUUGUCCUGAAUAUCAAACAAAGGGAUCGAUUGGAAUACUAUUACUAUGCCGGCACCCUUGUCUAUAGCACUGUCACGUUGAUCUUUCCCAUCAUUGCCGCUGUUCGCAACGAUAAUCCAACUCAGUUGGAUAAUUUCACAUGCUGGUAUCUCGUUUACAUCAAUGAUCGCACCCAUAAUUACUGGUCAUGGGUAAAGUUGAUGACUUCCAGGAGUUGACCAAAAGUGGAUCCCACUCACGUGUUUUUUUUAUUAUGUAGAUGUGGUUCUACGGCUUGCUAUUCGUGAUUAUCGUGAUUGCAGCUCUAUGCUCACUGUCGGCCAUGUACAAGCUUGCGAUGGAGCAACACCGAAUUUCCCAGAAAAUCAAAACCUUGAGGGAACCGGUGGCAAGCGAACCGUCAC
Molecule: messenger RNA, 991 nt
Organism: Radiomyces spectabilis
Lineage: Eukaryota; Fungi; Mucoromycota; Mucoromycetes; Mucorales; Radiomycetaceae
Exons: 2
Coding region: 215-805 (196 amino acids)
Source: RefSeq, a predicted model, not a curated record